GCGGCGCGGGGCCGGGGGGAGCCGCGGGGCCGGGAGCGGGGUAGGCUGCGCCCGUACUUAAGCGCGCUGCCCGAGCCGCUGACGUCUUUCGAAUUGGAGACGGGCUGCCCCGCUCCCGCCCCGGGCUCCAGCGGACACGGCCGGGGACGGAGCCAAGGUACGAGUGUCUUUCUAGAAUGUCCAGGCAUGCAAAAAAGCUUAGAGAUCAGGAUAUAAAUCCAUGUCUAGCGGAAACAGAUGCCACUACAAAAUGUAUGAAUGACAACAACUAUAACAAGGAUAUGUGUACUGAUUACUUUUUGAAGUACAAAAACUGCAGAAAAUUCUGGCAUGGCAUUAUGAUGCAAAGGAAGAGAAGUGGUGUGAAACCAGAGAUGCCCUCAGCAGAAGAAAGAAAGAAAAUCUUGGAAUCAAUGGGGAAGCCCUACUGACUAGAAAUCUGAAUUGACUGUUGUCACAAUACAUAUGAAGACUUGGCAGCAGCAAGUUACCAUUUCAUGAACCGGAUUUUACAGUUGCCAUAUGUUGGAUUAAAAUAAGAUCUUAAACUUUGAAAUGUGGGAGCUUUCUAGGAUAGAAUUUCCUGGGUUUGUUCCUACUUCCUGUCAUAGGAACCUGGCCUCUUUUAUUGGAAGAUACGGGUCUCAAUUCAACUUGUAUAGAAACUUUUGGAAGUAGAAACUACCUUGCUGUGAAAUGCUAAAUAUAAAAUUAAUGGGACUUGAAGAAAGCCUGUUUGAAAAGAUGGGUUGGUGAGCAUUGCAGUGUGGCUCUAAGUUCUAAGACUGGAGCAGGUUGAGAAGCUGGUACAUGCAAUGUGUUUCUUGCACUCAGCUGUUCUGCUCAAUAGUAUGGAUUUACCAUGUAUGAAUGUUGAAUUCUGUAUCCCCAGUUUAAAUAAGACUGUUCAUGAACUAAAAUCCUAAGUCCAACAAGCUUGUCAUUGGGUCUGCCACUGCACUUGUCAGUGACAGCAGAAGCUUGCAGUAAGUCAGAUCUGCAAGCUGUGCUAGUUAGAAGGUUAGAGAGAUGGGUGAAGAUAAAACUGAACUCCUCAGGUCUGAGCUGCAUAGUAAUUUCUGUGGAUAGUAAAUAGAUACUUUGGUGGCGGGCAGGCAGGGGGGACUUGCAGACAUGUAAACAGAUCCUCUGAGUGACAUGGCAGGUUUAACUAUAGCACAUCUAUCUAAGACUCUGGACAGCUGAAACCUGGGGUUUGGAAAUGCUUACUCAUAUGAGAUUACAAAGCUCAGUUUAAACAGGUACUCUAAUCUUAAAUAAAGUUGAUUCUUUAGCUAAAUUGAACAAGUAAUAAAUGUAAACAUGUUGCUGUCUAGGUGAAAUAGCGUUUUUUACCUUUUAUCUUCUGGUGUCCUGGCUUAAAAGCUUGUAUCCUGUGAUAAAACAGAAAAACUACUGUCAUGAGCUCAGGUUCCAUGUGAAAUCCUUUAGUUCAUACUGGGAUCAACUUGGCAGAACUCUGACUGACCUCAUGAAGGGUAGUGUAAAAGUGUUGUCUCUCUAUUUAGACUUUUUGGAAAGACUCCAUGGCUUUCUGUUUCUCCUGUCUGGCUUGUCUUGUUUCUUUCCACUGUAGGCCUGUUUCUUUGCUUGCUGUGAUUUUCUUGUUGUUUGAUCUGACUAGCAAUUCUACAAAAUCUGCUUUUGCUCUUCCUUUCUGCUCUCUGUUUACAUCUGAGUUUUGAAAUUGAUUAAUCCUACCCUCUCUGUUGGAAUGAGUGUGUAACUCUAUGCCUUUUGAGUAUGCAGUACUCCAAGCAAAGCUGUACAGCCUUCAAACAUGUCACAAGUUUCUCUUGUCGGUUCCUGGCAAGGAAAAUGUACUUUCUUCCAUCAAGACCAUAAGAUUCUUUAUUUCAAAUUACUUUCUCUUCACCUAAAGUGCAAACUUUGACAUUUUCUUCUUUUUGUAGUUGGGGUUUUUUGUUGUUGUUGUCUUUGGUUGGUUGUUUUUUGGUGGGAGUUUUUUGGGGGGUUUUUUGUUUUUGUUUUGGAGGUUUUUAUUGUUGUUUGUUUUUGUUUCCCUGUGUGUGGAGCUGAAUAUACUUUCAAGGGCUUGCUCUUUGCUGCCACAUCCUUGCUAUCUUUUAAUACCCUCCUACAUACCAAUCUUUCCACUUUUUUUUGGCCCAUUUGACACCAGUUCUUUUUUGACUUUAACAUUGAUUUUAACAUUUUGGUCUCUUCUCAUUGCAGUUUUUUUCUAGUACCUUUCUUUCAUCUCUGAUCUAAUGGUAUAGUCUUGCAGUGACUUUCUAAUAGAGCUCCUUUUGAAGGUUGUGUGUUCUCUGUUCUCUUUAAUAGUGAGAGAACUUGCUUUCAUUAAACCUAGCCAUAAUACUUCCUCAUUAACUGUGCCUCUCUUUGAUCUUCUUGUUCAUCUGCAGAUUUUGGGGAGCUGUUGUUCUCUUCCUUAGGGCCGUGUCUCUUCAGACUCUUCUGCCUUUGCUGCCUUUCUGGCUUUUUGCCUCCCUUGGUGUGUCUAAGGGUUCCUUCUCUCCUACUUGGCACAGGUUUGUCAUUUGCCACCUCUGCUGUAUCUUGGGACAUGUUCUUUGGUCCUAUGGCUUUAACUACUAUUCUAGUGCUUGCUAUUUUUCUGUUGCUGUGCUCUUAAAUUCUGGGCUUAUGUUAAAAUCGACAGUAUAUUUUAUGUGCAAGAAAAACAUCAUUCUUGAGGUGGGUAUGCCCAUUCUUCUUUGCAUAAGCUCAAGUUCCUUAACAUUACCUCAUUUAUCCCAGGAUUUCCCUUCAGGUCUUCUUUGCAUGUAGAAAUGCUUAUAAGUAUAGUAUGUAGCAGUGCUUAUAAUGCACUUACAAGUUGUUUUUUUUUUUCCUGACAAUAUUUGCUCAGGAAGCUUCCACUAAUGUUAUUUUCUUUUAAAGGAUAACUGGCCUAUCUUUUGGCAUUGAUAGGUGGCCUGUGCUGCUUUGUAAAGUGUUUGUAAAGAACUAGCACUGGUCUUCAAAAAAUCAGCGAAGGAGAUACAUUACUGCUUUCAGGUGUCAGUGCCAGAAUGUGGGAUCACAGGAUGGGCUAAGGCACAUGGAAUGCAGGAACAGCAGUCUAACGUUAGACUUCUGAUCAUCAGUGGAUGUACAUGGUAAGCUCCCUGUGCAUGUUGCAACAAAAAUUAGUUUAGUGUAGAACUGAGAGCAAUUUAAGCAGUGACCUUGUUGAUUUAAUUCAGGUAAUCAGUAAUCUGUUGUAGGGAAUGUAAUUUAUUUCCAUUGUAUAUUCCUUACUGUUAAAUAACACAAGUUUAUAAAAAAUCUUGAGGGAGCAAGGCGUUUUCUUCCUCAUGUCGUAAUGUCUCUCAGGAGUGAUCUGUUACUUGAGUAUGAGUUAUUAUUUUUAUCCCUCACUUGAGGUUGCUGUUCUUGCUUUCACUGCUGAAGCUCGAGUGGUAAAGUGUGAUAGCUUAAACAUAGGCUCUUAUGAGUUGAGAUUUUUCCAUUAAUUUUUGUAGUGUGAUUAACUACCUUUGGUUGUGAGCCAAAGAUAAUGGUCUUUUCCUCAUACCUGAGAGCUUACAUUCCACACUUCAUGAAACAGAGGUAAGCUGCAGCCUGCCACUCUUACUGGACCAAAAAAAAAAACCCAAAACCUGGGCUGCAUUAUUAAUUUCCCUAAAGCACACUCUUGUAUGUUAACCCAGAAAGUGUAACACAGUGGAUCAUUAUAAUUCAUUAAGAAACAGGGAAAGGGACCUGUGGGUUGGGUUUUGGUUUUAAGUAUGUGUAAUUACUCAUUUUGCUUGUGUACAAGGACCAAAUCUGGAUAGUGGCGUUAAUGUUUGAUAAUUUUUUUGUUUGACAGCUGGAUGGUGCUGUUGCACAACAGACUGAAAACAGAACACUCCACCCACUACUAGCUCUUUCAAGCUUUUUUGGUCUCUUCCCACAGAGGUAGCAGAAUUCAUCCAAUAGAAAGGAAAGAUUGAUCUGUCUCAACACUAUAAACAGAAAAGGAGGACAGAAGUCUAAAUCAUUGCUGGGAAAUAGAGGAUUUCUGUGCAGCCGGAGAAGCCCAGGAAUAUGGUCCUUGAUAGAUUUUUUCAGUGUGGUUAUUUGAUCACAGCUAGGCACUGAACAGCAGCUGUAGGCUUUCUCCCAGGUCUGGGUGAAUAUCCUGAUUCCCAUCUGUUCAGUUUUGCCUUCUCAUUUUUUCUGUUACUCUACAGUGCAAGGCCUUGUCUGGCUCAGAGUUUUCUGCUACCACAAUCGGGAUGAGUCUGUGCUCUUGAAGAUAUUCAAAGGAAAUUCACAGAAUUGCAGAGUAUCCUGAUUUGGAAAGGACCCACGAGAAUCAUUGAAUCCAAGUUAUCUAGCUCUAGAAUCCUGAAAAUUUCUUUGGAUUUAGCUGAAGCUUUUGAAAGGCAGGGAGUUGAAUCUGCUGCUGCUCCAAGUCUUUCAUGAUCUUGUAAUGAAACUUCUGCACUCAAGUGAUGAAGAAAAUGUGCAUAGAGGAGCUUUUGGUAAUACUUUUGCAGAACAGAUAAGAUAAAUUUAUAGUACAAAAUGUUAUGCUGUUCUAAUGCAUUUGGAGACAGCCCUUAACUCAUGUUUAAAGUAUCUACAUCUUUAAAGUUGGUCUUCCAAAAUAGCCAUGAAAUAAUUAUUAUGUGGAAAAACACCAUUGCAGGUUUUUGUUUUCUUGGAAGAAUCUCAGGCAACUGGAAGAAAUAGUUCUGUAAGUGUUAAAGUAGUAAAAAAAUAAAGCAAGCUGGCUAUUUCAGAAUAUUUUAACUUUUAUUGCAACUUGUUUGAUAUGAAGAAGAAAACAGAAGUACUGCAUUUAUAUUAACUAAAUACAGUGGAUCACUUAAACUUAAUUGCUUUAUGACAUAUAUGAUACCAUAUGUAGUAACUCAAACCAUCAGAUUGUAAGUAAUUUUUCUAUAUUCUUUGGGUUUCUACCUUGAUGAGUCCUAUCUCAAAAUCCUUUUUUGGAGGAAUGGUUCUGAAGAUCCUCAAUCAUUACUUGUUCUUACAAGUCCCCCUACCCUUGAGAUAUGUCUUUACCUAUUUUACUUCAAUAAACUGCUGUGCACUGCAAA
Melospiza georgiana is the source of this 5081-nucleotide messenger RNA. RefSeq names its product coiled-coil-helix-coiled-coil-helix domain containing 7 (gene CHCHD7). Bases 177 to 431 code for a protein of 84 amino acids. The record is from RefSeq and is a predicted model, not a curated record. Lineage: Eukaryota; Metazoa; Chordata; Aves; Passeriformes; Passerellidae. The transcript is spliced from 4 exons.